Messenger RNA from Pelodiscus sinensis (Chinese soft-shelled turtle), 1140 nucleotides. Lineage: Eukaryota; Metazoa; Chordata; Testudines; Trionychidae. The record is from RefSeq and is a predicted model, not a curated record.
GUGCCCAUCUCCACGCGCGGCGCCCAUAUAUAGGGGAGCCAGGCGCCCACCGCAACCCGGCCCGUCGCUGCCGCCUGCACCAUGGGCGCCGCGCGCCAAGGGUCCGCCUGGCUGUGCGCCCUGCUCUGCCUGCUGGGGAAGCCGCCCGGAGCCGCUGUCGUGGCGAUUUGUGGCCGGCAGGGAGACUCCAGCUGCCGCUUCUUGUCCGUGUCCGAGCUUUUCGACCGGGUGAUCCAGCACUCGGACAGGAUCCACAGCCUGUCUACGGCGCUCUACUCGGACCUGGAAAAAAGCUUUCUACCUAAUGGCAAUGAGUUGGGGAAAUCGACAGGCAAAUGCCACACCGCCAGGAUGCUCACGCCUAAUGGCAAGGAGUAUGCCCAAAAAAUACCGAGAGAAGAACUAACUCACUUGAUACUGAGACUUUUGCAAGCCUGGAAGGAACCCCUUUCCCAUUUUGACCAGUAUAUUGGUCAUCAUCAAGAAUUAUCUAGUGACAGCCUGAGCAAAGCAAAGCAAAUCAGCAAUAUGGUACAUGAACUGAAGACUGGAAUGGAGAAAGUAACAGAGAAGAUGCAGUCAAUGGGAAUCAUUAGCAAUUCAUUGAAUGGAAUGGGAUCAUCAGAAGCAGCUGGUUUAUCCAUUAGUAAUGAAGCAAAUGUGAUGAGUGACUAUGAGUUUAUUCAUUGCUUCAGGAGAGACUCUAAUAAAGUACAAAGCUACUUAAAAAUUCUUAAAUGUAGGAUUUUGCCAGGAAAUAGUUGUUGAGUUUUAAUUGCUGACGGAGGAUUUUCAGAAUUAAUGUUACAUAUUGCCUGCAAAGAUGGAACAAAAUAAUUUAUAAAGGUUUUAUGACAUUUAUAGCAAUAGUUAAUCAACAAAGAAAAUUAGUUUUAAAUAGCUUAGCCAAUUAUUUAGUUUACAUUGUUAACCUACCUAGUUGAAAUAUUAAAUAAAGGAUCAUCCGUAUCUGUGUAUUUCACACACCAGGUAGAGUGGGUUUCAGUGGCAGUGCAUAAAUCAGUUUCUGUAUUUACUAUAUGUCAAACUGCAGUUUAAAUAGUUUACACGGUUACAGGUGUCCAUGUUGUCACUGAAGCUAAACAUCAAUAAAUUAUGUAUGUCUUGUACCAAGACUCA